This is a messenger RNA of Sycon ciliatum, 2599 nucleotides long. RefSeq lists its product as uncharacterized. The coding region runs from base 396 to 2135 and encodes 579 amino acids. Lineage: Eukaryota; Metazoa; Porifera; Calcarea; Leucosolenida; Sycettidae. The record is from RefSeq and is a predicted model, not a curated record. The transcript has 6 exons.
CCAGAAUGGACGAGGGUGUUGCGUUUGGAGAUGUGUCGCGCCACCCAGACGAAGCAGUGGCCAGCAUCUCCUGAGACGAGAAAGCUGUGGUAAAGAUCGUCAACCAGCUACUGGAUUGGGGCAGUCCAUUCGAUGGCAAGGAGCUGGUGAGCCUCUCAACAAGAACGGUGUGCACGCCAGCUGCUCAAACAGAGUUGUUGCAGGCCCAGGCAAAAGGAGAAGUAGCCUUCCAGCUGUUUCUCAAAGAGCGCCUACAGUCUACCAAAGCCAGUUUCUUUGACCGGAUUCCAGCAAGGAAGCUGCCUUCAUUCACAGACAGCAAGAAGAAGGCAAAGUCCACUUCCAAGUUCGAAGCCGUGAAAGCUGACCGCCAGCUGUUCACACAGCUCCUCAUAAUGGCAAAGAAUCGCACAUUUGACGUGCGAACGUUAGUGCAAUAUGAGCUCGGGCCUGUUCCGUGGGCAAUAGCCACUGUUGAUGGCGGGAUGGUUUCAACGCAGAAGUCCAAGUUGCUACAUGCACUGGGGAAAGACAGUGCACUACGAGAUCACCCGCCAGCUGGCUGCUGUGUUGUGAUUGACGCAAUGGCACUUCUUCAAGCCACGCCUUCCCCACCUCCGACAUUCGGUGCACUCAGUGACCAGAUCUUCCGGCAGCUGUUGGCAAACAUGGUCAGAAGCAAUGCGUCACGUGUAGACUUUGUAACUGACCGGUACUGGGACAUCUCCAUCAAACAGCUCGAACGCCAGAAGAGAACUGGGCAACAAGAUCCACUGGUGAUUCGAGCAGAGCGUCGUGACCAGGCCACACCAAAGGAAUGGAAGCGGUACUUGUCCAACGGUACAAACAAGACGAAUUUGGUUCAGUUCCUUGCCACAGAUUGGAAAACAUCAGAGCACUUUGUGUCCUUGUUGGGAACCGAGAAGCAAGUCAUCAUUACAGUUGGCACCACUUGCAUUCAGCUUGCUGCACCAUCGUUAACAGCAACAUGUCUUCGUGCAACCGAGAUACCAGAGCUAUCCUGCACUCAUGAGGAAGCAGACACAAGGCUACUGCUUCACUCAGCCCAUGCAACAUCUCAUGGUUUCCAGUCAGCACUCAUAUGUUCACCCGACACAGACGUUGCAGUCAUAGCCAUUGGUUUGUCCACGUCUAUCAAUGGCCAGCUCGUCUUCAAGACUGGUUCCGCGAAGAAGCCUGAGCUAGUUGACAUCAGUGCCCUCUCUGCAAAGCUUGGUCCAGCUGCUUCUGAAGCACUUAUUGGCCUGCAUGCUUUCACCGGAUGCGAUAGCGUUAGCGCUUUCUCAGGGAAAGGGAAGAAGGCCGCUCUGGAAUUGAUCAAGAAAGACUGUGCGCAGGCAGAGGCGAUGGCUGAGUUGGGCAAGAGUUUCAAUGUGGACGAACGACUGCAAGGGCUGUGUGAGGUGUUCUUGGCCAGAUUGUAUGGAUGUGCAAGCUUGUCAAAUAUCAAUGACGUACGUUUCGAGCUGCUGCGCAACAACUCCAGUACACCACAGAAUAUGCCACCAUCACGAGAUGCAUUGCGGAAGCAUGUCCUGCGAGCAAACUACCAAGCAGUAGUGUGGCGAUUGGCUUUACAGCCAUCACCCGAGAUCCCCAGCCCCGACGGGAAUGGAUGGAGAGUAUCAGAUCAAGGUGGCUUGUCUAUAGUGUGGAUGGAGCAGCAAGCAGCCCCCCAAGAUAUACUGAAGUUAGUUUCAUGCAAGUGCCAGACUGGCUGCUCAACACGACGGUGCUCAUGUCGAAGUCAGACCCUAUCCUGUACCGACAUUUGCCAAUGCAAAGGAUGCAAGAAUUCAUUCGGUACACCAUCCGUCCCUGGACAAGCGACACUACCUCAAGAACUAGCGGUGCCAGAAGAAUCAGAAGCAGCACCUGCACCACCACCUGCUGCACUGGCUGCUGAAGCAGAGGACUUCAUCAAUUUACCCAUUGACGCGCCAGAAGAAUCAGAGGCAGCAUCUGCGCCACCACCUGCUACACUGGCUGCUGAAGCAGAGGACCUCACCAAUUUACCCACUGACGAGCCAUCCUCAAGCAGUGAUGAUUCUGAUCCUUCAGAGUAUGCCACCGAAGAUCAAGAAGACUCAGACCCCCAAUCGGAUUUUGAUUAGGAAGAUGCGAUGGAAUUGUAUGCAUGCUAUUUACCACGGAAAUGAGCAGCGAUACAUGAUAUUACAUACAGCUGAUAUAUAUAUUAUGCAUCUUGCUCUGUUUUGUACUAUAGACUACCAAAAAGGAGAGUGUAGUGAGCACACAUACUCCAAAAUUAUUUAUUUAUUUCUAAGUUCUAGCCUUUAUGAUCGUGCACUCAUCACAUUAUUGUUAUCUAGAUAAUCAAGAUUCCAUAACCAGUUACAGUUCGUGAUGAGCUCUUUCAGUCUCAUUACCAGCCACUCUUUUUUAGUCUUAUUUCCCUCGAAUUCAGUAUAGCAUCUACCUGAUUCGUUACAAAUUUACCAUGAUUCAUAAUUAAUUGUGAAUGCAAUUAGAGCUGUGAUAUGAGAACAUUCAUACAAUGUUCAAACUACUUCAUACUGUGCAAUACUAUGUUCAGCAACGAUGAACAGCUUACUUG